AGGGGUGGCCUCUCCAAGACGGUGACUUGGAGCACACAUGAGAAUACAGGAGGGAGGAAUCUGGGGAUAGCAUUCCAGCCAGAGGGAACAGCAGGGGCAGAGGACAUUUAACUGGAGGCUGGGGCCCUGCUUCUCACAGGUCUGGUGGCCGAGGGAGGGACGUGUGCCUCGCAGGAGUCAGGUCACCCCUGCCCACUGAAGGGCACUCUGUCCAGGCAGCUGUGCAGGACACGAUGCCCGCCCUCUGACCUCUGCGUGGCCCGGGGAGGGGCUUGGUGGGCUGCAGGAGUGGGUGGACAGCACUGUGGGAGGCCAAGACCAGCUCUGUCAAUUAUGAGUCAUGGCCAGACUCCUCAGAGCUGCUUUAUCUGUGAAGUGGGAGUCCUGCAUAUCCUUGCCUCUCCUCACAAAAUACUGCAGGUGGCUAUGUGCACAUCCAAGCUCUUUGCACCUGACCCGUGGUGAUGACAGUGCUCACACUUCAGUGGCCCUCAGUGUGUACCAAGCAUGAUUCUAAGCCCACCUGGCAUGUGAACUCAUUUCAUCCUCACAGCAACCCCACGGGGUGGACAUGCUUCUUGUCCCAGUUUUUAAGUGAGGAAACUGAGGACCAGGGAGGCGGCAUGACUGAAGCCCACAGCCCAUCUCCAGACCCCAUGGUUUUAACCUUGACAGCAUGCUUUUCUCUUACAGACUAAGGAGGUGCCUAGGAAGUGAGAGCUUGUGCCAUUAUCAUUUAAUAAUUUUCUUUGGAUAAUCUUAACAACUUCUGAAAUUUGCCUGGCACUUUUUACAUGCUGAACCCGUUUCUGAAUGAUGCUCUUGAGGGACUGAACCCAUUUGUCAGACAAGAAGGCUAUGGCCUAGAGAAGCAACCGCAUUCCAGGUCAUGGCAGAGCUUGAGUCCCCUUCUGAGAUGUCACUCUGUGGCUUCUGAGGCCAUCUCCCCACCAGGCUGGAGGAGGCUGGAUGCCAAGGCCCUUUGAGAUUUCCCCAUGGCCCCUGGGUUUGGCUGUAACUCUGAUGUUCCAGACACCAGCCAGGCUGGGUCUCCUGCGCAGCAAAAGGGGCACAGGGUCCCCUCGCCCAGCUCUGAAUCCUGGGCAGGGGACCUUAAUGAGGAAAGCACACGUUUGCAGCCGCAAGUAAAACUGGGCAUAUGGUCCAUCCCCAGCCAACUCUGACAGCAGGGUCAUCUGUAAAAUUGCUAAGUUAAAAUAGCACAGUCAUUACCCACCACAGGGCCAAAAAUAACCAGGACCGGAACAGGGCUGUGGACUCAGGCCUGUAUUUGCCCAGGGGCCUCUGGGAGUUCUUCCUGAAGUCCCAGGCUCUUCCUAGGGAGGAGCAUGUGGCCUCUAGUCUCUGGAUGGUGAGCAGGCAUGAACUCUGUGUUUGUUUUAUCCAGUGCUCUUACGUGUUGGUUUCUUCAGGGAGGGUGUGGGAGACCUUAUAUUGAAAAGAUGAGUCAUACCUAGAAGGACAGGGGCCUAGGGGGCGCCUGGGUGGCUCAGUGGGUUGAACGUCAGACUUCAGCUCAGGUCAUGAUCUCGUGGUUCAUGAGUUCAAGCCCCGCGUCGGGCUCUGUGCUGACAGCUCAGAGCCUGGAACCUGCUUCUGAUUCUGUGUCUCCCUGUCUCACUGCCCCUUCCCCGCUUUUGCUCUGUGUGUCUCUCUCUCAAAAAUAAACAUUCAAAAAAAAGAAGAAGUACAUGAGCCGAAGCAGGGUUCCCUCCUUAGAGGGGAAGGAGGAUCUUGCUGGGCCUGGGAGGGCAGCGUAAUGGGAACGGGGACAAGGACGAAGCAGAGCAAGCAACAUUAGCCAGGAGUUCACCGUUUCCAGUUGCUGAGGGAGACAGACAUGACUGGAAGUCUUUCAAGAAGGCAGAUGGAAGACAGCUGCUGGCUAUGGGUGAUGUGGCUGUAGGAGGAGGAGAAGGAAGUCCACGCUCGAGAGAGGCACAGGCAACCCACUGACAGGAGGGAUGAGGCCCCAUCAGGAGAGCUGCCAGAGAACUGGACGGACACUCGGGAGACACUGCUCGAGGGGAUGCUCUUCAGCCUCAAGUACCUGGGCAUGACGCUGGUGGAGCAGCCCAAGGGCGAGGAGCUGUCGGCUGCUGCCGUCAAGAGGAUUGUGGCCACGGCAAAGGCCAGCGGGAAGAAGCUGCAGAAAGUGACUCUCAAGGUGUCACCACGGGGGAUUAUCCUGACCGACAACAUCACCAACCAGCUCAUUGAGAACGUGUCCAUUUACAGGAUCUCCUACUGCACAGCAGACAAGAUGCACGACAAAGUGUUUGCGUACAUCGCACAGAGCCAGCACAACGAGAAUCUCGAGUGCCAUGCCUUCCUCUGCACCAAGCGGAAAAUGGCCCAGGCUGUCACCCUCACAGUAGCCCAGGCCUUCAAAGUUGCCUUUGAGUUUUGGCAGGUGUCCAAGGAAGAGAAGGAGAAGAGGGAGAAAGCCAGCCAAGAAGGAGGGGACGUCCUGGGUGGGGGCCUCCGUGACAACACCCCAUCGUUGAAGAGCUUGGUUGCCACUGGGAACCUGCUGGACUUGGAAGAGACGGCCAAGGCCCCGCUGUCCACAGUCAGCGCUAAUACCACUAACAUGGAUGAGGCACCGAGGCCUCAAGCCUUGAACAAUAGCAGCGUUGUCUGGGAGCUGGAUGACGGCCUGGAUGAAGCAUUUUCAAGGCUUGCCCAGUCUCGGACGAACCCUCAGGUCCUGGACACUGGAUUGACAGCACAGGACAUCCAUUACGCCCAGUGCCUCUCACCUGUCGACUGGGACAAGCCUGACAGCAGCGGCGCCGAGCAGGAUGACCUCUUCAGCUUCUGAGGUCCCCGGGGCUGGCAGGACACGUGACAGACCAAAGCCUCUUGUGGGCGGGGCGGGGGGGGGGGGCAGCUCCAGGGCCCCCAACCACCCUCUUCCGGUUGGCAGCACCGUUGGCCUGCAAAUCAAAGCCGCGUCCGGUCAAGCAGGGGGAAAGGAGAAGUUGGUUGUUUUUUUUUUUUUUUGCCACACUCUUAUCCUAAGAACUGAAGGAUGCCUUGAA
Messenger RNA from Acinonyx jubatus (cheetah), 3065 nucleotides. It is a transcript of the gene LDLRAP1, whose product is annotated as low density lipoprotein receptor adaptor protein 1. The transcript is spliced from 9 exons. Bases 2051 to 2845 code for a protein of 264 amino acids. The record is from RefSeq and is a predicted model, not a curated record. NCBI's taxonomy places the organism in Eukaryota, Metazoa, Chordata, Mammalia, Carnivora, Felidae. Gene Ontology annotation, cellular component: early endosome.